AUGACCAGCGACGCGGAGACUCUUCGCAUCUCGGUCGAGCGCGUACAAGCGCCGCAGGGGACGCCUGAAGUGCUUCUGGAUACCUUGGCCCCGGCGCAUGCCCCGCUGGCGUCGGAGCGUGCCUUGUUGGACAUCCACGCCGACGGCCAGCGUAUAGUCGCGCCGCGAUUGUCAUAUAUGGAAGCACAGCGUGCACAGCGUUUGCGUUUAUGGGCCGAGCGUGGCGAGUUUAGUGAUGUACAUGCAUCUGCUUUGCACACCUCUACGCCGACGGCCAGCGGGGCUGCUUCGUCUACGGAUCCUCUCGCAGCUCUGCAGGCAGCGUACGAGCCGCCGACAUCGUCGACGACCACCGAACCUGCGUCUUCGGACGCGGCCCAGGUGGUCAGCAAGCCAGGUACGAUUCGCGAGAGUGAGUUUGUGCCGUUUCGCGAUGCGAUGGUCCAUCAACUUGAAGUGGCUCUUUUUCAUGCAGAGCAAGCACAAAAUUUGCUGGGCAUGCUCAUCCAGCAUUCACGGACCGAGCCAACAAACACUGUGCUCGCCGCCCAGAGUGAAUACUUCCUUGACCCGCAGUCCAUCUCACUCAGUGCGUUAGAGCGUGCCUUGCCCGACGAAGCAGAACCCCCACCACCCCCGCCUUUGUCUCAGCGCAAGUUAGUCCUGGAGGAGAAACGUGCGAGUUUACGCCGCGUUGCAGCGCUCCUUUCGCAGGGUGCCGACGAGCUGCGUGCCUCUCAUACGCCGGAGCGCGAGCGCUGGCUAGCGCUCCAGCAGAUCCAGCGGCGUGGCUGGAAACUCACGCCAGGUCGGCCCUUGAUGGAUAUAGAGCGCUUUGAUACGGCGGGCACAUCGCAUCAUGUGCUCCAAGGGUUCGGUAUGCCUGUCAUGCAGGGCGACGGGUCUGUCAAAGAAGAAGGCGCGCGUGACGCAUGGAUCGGCUACGGUCCCAGUGAGGCACCGCUCUCCGUAUUGCAACGUACGCUGGCCUACUGGGCCGAUGCGUCUUCGUCCGACGAAGCGAAGUUGGCGUUCCCCGAUCGAUCCUGGCGUCGGUUGUGUGUGCAGUUCCGCGAUACAUCCCAGUCGCCCCCUCGUGUAUGGUCGAGCGCAAGCAUCCCUGAAGCGUCGGCCACGGACUAUGACGCACAGCUGUACGAUGCACAGCUGGAUGCGGUAGAUAUGGAACUGUUCCGUGAACUGAUUGCGCAGUCCGGCACACUGUCUCCUGUGUUGGGCCGUACUAUCACGGACCAUAGCAUUGAGCUGCCUCUUUCUUCGACACUCGAUGUACGUUUCGAGCUGGUACCGUAUGGAUCCGAGGAUGAGCGUGCCACCAGCACCAACCUAUUGGAGGCCGAUACUGCUUGGCCUACCCUCCUAUUGCAUGUGCUGCGUCUGCGUAUGGUGCGUGGAUGGACUCGGCGUAUCUCUGCGCUGCGGAAUACGCAUGCAGCUGCCAUCACGGUUCAGCGUCCAUCAGCACGUUCGACGCUCAUGGCACCAUUGUGGGAGCUGUACGAAUAUACCCUCUUUCUUUCUCGCUUACAAUCCUUCCUUACGAAAGCGCUGGAUCAUCACAAUACCAAGGGCACGACGCAUGCAACGAUGAUCUGGGAGCCUUACAAUGCCAUUAAGAAUGUGCACGUAUGGAUUUCUGACCUAUUGGACGUAGCGCAGGACGAUCCUCAAUCAGCCUCGCCCUGCGGCGGGAGUGUGUUGGUCUAUGUGAAUGCAACGUAUGUACCUGUCGACGCCUUACGCAGCAGUAUGAUCAUGCAGUUGAUCCUCCGUGCACCGAGUUAUAUGGUAGCUUUCUUCCCGCGUCACCCUACACCGUCUGGCCUGGGUGUUCGUAUUCCGCUGGAACUCGAGCAGCUGCCUUCGCUCCUUCUCUCCGAGCUUGCAGGGGCUUCUGCAAGUGGAGAAGCGUCGCCGCGCGAAGCCUCCACAUAG
Malassezia pachydermatis is the source of this 1956-nucleotide messenger RNA. RefSeq lists its product as hypothetical. Gene Ontology annotation, molecular function: transcription coregulator activity. Lineage: Eukaryota; Fungi; Basidiomycota; Malasseziomycetes; Malasseziales; Malasseziaceae. The record is from RefSeq and is a predicted model, not a curated record. The coding region runs from base 1 to 1956 and encodes 651 amino acids. The transcript has a single exon. Gene Ontology annotation, biological process: regulation of transcription by RNA polymerase II. Gene Ontology annotation, cellular component: mediator complex; core mediator complex.